AUGUCAGCAAAAGAAUAUGAAGCAGAGGAUGAUUUAUUAGGAUCUAUUCUAAGAAAUGAUGAUUAUGAAGAAGUUUUUUCUAAUAACAACAGUCCUUUAUGCAAUUAAGGGUUCGAAAGUGAUAGCAUUAUUGAGAAUGCUUCUACUUCAGAAAAACAAUAUUUCGAUAGUUUCAACAGAUCGUUCGAACAUAUGUCUUUGGGAUCCGAUUAGGCCCAGAGUCCGAUGUCGAAUAAGGCUGUAUAUCCACAGUAUCCACCGAAUCAUUUCAAAUUUUCGAGAUAAGAUGAUAGAUAGAGUGUCUCAAUAAGUUUUGAUGGUCCCUCGUUUUCCACAUAGGAAAGUUCGAUCAAUUGCAGAAAAAUUGGAAAUGAACACUUUGGAUACUUGAAUAAACCUCAUAAUCGAAUGGUUGAUUAUUAAGUCCCCUAUUCUCCAGGAGUGUUGAGGCCUCAUGGAAUUUAUUAGCCUGGAUUUAAUUAUUCUUAACCAUUGAAUGGAUUAGGUUUUACUGGAUAUUAAUAAGAAAGACAGCCCUUGCAUGAGAUAAAUGAUGAUAUGCAAUUGACCAAUGACAUAGACAAUAUGUGUGGUAACUAAUUGUUGUCACGCAAGGUUCAGAAGAUAAUUGAGCAUGGGAAACCAGAUCAAAGAGAAUUGAUUUUUAAUAAGCUCGAGAGAUCGUGUGUUCAAUUUUCAAAAGAUGUGUUUGGAAAUUAUGUGAUUUAGAAGAUAUUCGAAAAAGGAACUCCAAUUCAAUAGUUGAGAUUAUUUAAUAAGAUAAGACCUCAUGCUUAUGAAUUGUCGAAGAAUAAUUUUGGAUGUAGAGUUAUUCAGAAGAUUAUUGAAAUCAUUUACAACAACGAGUCUCUACAAGACCAAUUGAUUGACUCAAUCAAACUCUAAGUGAAAUCUCUACUUUACGACUCAAGUGGUAACUAUGUGAUUCUCAAAUGCUUGGAAGUAUUGCAGAAAGAAAAGAUCGAGUUUUUCUUAUAACCAAUCGAAGACUCAACCUUAUACUUAUGUUCAUCUUAAUAUGGAUGCAAGAUAUUGUUGAAGGCUCUUGAAUUGUUUUCUCCCACUCAAACUGAUAAGAUCAUGACCACUUGUUUGUAACACCAAUACAAUUUGUCUUAAUAAGAAUUCGGAAAUCACAUCUUACAAUUUGCCAUUAAGAACACUCAGUAUUAACAGUUUGUUGUCAACUUUGUACUCUCAAACUUUGAGAAAUUGUGUAUGAACAAAUAUGCUAGCAAUACAGUUGAAAAGGUUGUGGAGGCCUCUACAAAUGAAGUCAAAUAGCAGAUCAUGUCUAUACUCAUUUCUAAGUCCUAAAUCAACAGAUAAACCAUUUUUGUGAAUUUAUCGAUCAAUCCAUUUGGAAACUACGUUAUGAAGAAAAUGAUCAUUAUGUCAAAUCACAAUAUUUUGUAACCUUUGAUAGACAUUUUGAGAUAAGAUUAAUAUCUGAUCACAGCAAUAAGAUCCUCCGAUUUCGGCUAAAGAAUCUAUUAGCUAAUCGAAAAGACCUUAUUAAUGUACAAAUCAUGAAUAUAAUUGAGAUUAUUAUGACAAUAUAAUUAUGAAUAAAAAAUUAGACAUUAUUUAUUAAUAAUA
This is a messenger RNA of Paramecium tetraurelia, 1620 nucleotides long. RefSeq lists its product as uncharacterized. The transcript has 6 exons. Gene Ontology annotation, molecular function: mRNA binding. Lineage: Eukaryota; Ciliophora; Oligohymenophorea; Peniculida; Parameciidae. Gene Ontology annotation, biological process: post-transcriptional regulation of gene expression. Gene Ontology annotation, cellular component: cytoplasm. The record is from RefSeq and is a predicted model, not a curated record.